Molecule: messenger RNA, 5334 nt
Organism: Oncorhynchus tshawytscha (Chinook salmon)
Lineage: Eukaryota; Metazoa; Chordata; Actinopteri; Salmoniformes; Salmonidae
Product: T-box brain protein 1-like
Biological process (GO): positive regulation of DNA-templated transcription; regulation of transcription by RNA polymerase II; cell fate specification
Cellular component (GO): nucleus
Molecular function (GO): DNA-binding transcription factor activity, RNA polymerase II-specific; RNA polymerase II cis-regulatory region sequence-specific DNA binding
Source: RefSeq, a predicted model, not a curated record
GUUGGAGGCACAGGCAAGCCCAUGCUUGUACGUUUUACAGGAAUAGAUGACUGGAGCCUAUUGCCCUGCUGUAAUGACCUCUCUUGUUAGCCUCAGAUGCAUGGCUUUUCAUUAGAAUGCAAAGCCUUUCACCCCUCUGGAUACCCCACUACCAUAGAUGGGGGGUGGUUUUGCACCGUUCAAUUUGGCUUGUUUAUGGUUCUAACACAGACUUCUUGCAACUUUAUUGAAACAGAAUGCAACAUUUAUUCAAAGUGAUGUUCAGUAUGCUGAUACUUGAUACUUCAUUUCAAGCCUGGCUGUUUUCCCUCGGGAAAUAUAAUGUUGAUGACUCAAGAAAACACAGGAACUUUUUAUACAUCAAAAGUAUUCCGUAUAUUUUACUCCGGUUCAAACCUGCCUGAUUUCUGCCGACAGGCUAUGCUGGCUACUUAAGUUAUUAGCAGCUUAUCCUCCACACGUUCACUAGUCAAUUGUCUUGACCUGUAAGAAUGGUAUUUAACCAUGCAGCUACACAGCACUUCUUCUGAUUGUUCGCAUUGUGUUUUCACACCUUUCUUGAUAAAUGCAUUUUCUGAACUUGCUAGAACUUGCAAGGGUCUACCAGAAGUGUAUGGUAAGGGCAUACAAUAAUGUAAUCAGCUGUGCCGAUCCCUCUGAGUCAACACACAUCUGUGAACACUACACAUGGUUUACUGAGUUGAGUUCUCUAUUUCAAGCUGUUAAGGGUUGGGGAGGAGGACAAUGGCAGCCAAAUAGCGGGCUCUGAAGUUAGAACAACGAUAUGUUGUCUUAUCAUGACCUCUACCAAUGAGCUUUGCAAUGCCCACAUGUUGAGGAACAUGCUAUUUUACGGAAAAAAAAAAGUUAUAUCAACGACAGCUACAUUGUGUUGAUGUGGAGCAUAAAAACACAAUGCAAUUUAUGCACUUCAAGAAAAGAUUGGAGCUAGGAACACAAUUAUUUUGAUACACCCGCAAUAACAUCUGCUAAAUACGUGUAUGUGAUAAAUAAUAGUUGAUUUGAUUUUUGCGAAAUGUUUAUAGAAUUUGGGGCUGGCCUUGUGAUAUUUAUCAAAACAAAAUGCCCAUGUAUGCAUAUUUGGAUUAGUCUCACGUAUUUCAAUCGAUAAGUAGACUUAAGUAAAAUGUGGAGUUUUGCCAACCUUGUAAAGCAACACACAGCAUCGACUUGGCUCAUUCUGGACUACAACAUUCAUGUUGGAUUUUGUCCAAUGACCCUGUCACACUGCCACACAUCAAUGAAGCUCUUAUACUGAAAAAUAGUCAAGAUGACAAGAUGAGAUCGACCUUUUUCUGCAGAAUAGUUCCCUCUAUAGUUAGUCUAUAUACUUGAGAGGAAUAUCAGUUUUUUCCCCCUGUGCAUAAUGAAUUAGUUCUAGAACUGCUAAUCAAACAAUACAACUCAAAAGAGUCCACUCGUUUAAUAAUUACAGUGAUAUCUUAUCCUAUCAUUAAACAAAAUCGCACGAAUUCUUAAGAUUUAAACACAUUUGUUAGAAUUCUGAAAUACAAAUUGGGUGAAAUAACUUCCUUUGUCUCAAGUCCAUCGAAUUUUAAAAUUAUUUUCAGAAUGUUAUUUGAUUGGUGAUUUUGUUUUUUCAUUCUUGCUGAUUUUGAUUAUGUUGUUUUAUUUGUCAGGGCACUCGUGUGGAGUGCUCUGAUUCAAAACUUUAGACCAGGGUAAUAAAAUAUUUACCUGCCUUGGGACUCAUAAACACAUCUUCAGAUGAACGGCAUGAUUUCACGCUAUAUCACAAACAUUUUAAAGCAUGAAGUGCACUGCCUGUCAUUGCCUGUCAUUUUUACUGUGUUAAUAAUAUAUUUUUGUUUCUCCGGUAAACAUACUUUACCACUCUUACCACAUUAAUAGGUAAAUAACGCACGUUUUCCUUAAUAAUGUCAAAAUCUACAGGGGGAAACAUAAUUGUAUGUUUCCGGCACGACUAUUUGUAUUGUUAUUGGGUUUUACAACCAACAUGAGCAUGUGGAAAUGCACCACAAAGAUAUGAAAUAGUUAACAUAUAGAUGUGAUACACAUCACAUAAAGUUCUAAUUUGAUCAAAUUAGGACAUGAUGCUGAUUGAUUGUCUCUACACGCAAAUGGGGUUUAUGCACAAAAGCCAUGAUGAUUAUCCCAAUUAAGAGCUGUCUUAUUAAAUUACUGUCUUGAGCUAACCAAUAGCAAUAGUUGUUUCAUUAGCAAGGAAGCGUAUUGAAAAGCAAAUCCUUCCUGAUUGCAGGAUGGUGUCAAUUGGCUUAUUUGCUCUCUUACUCAAAGUGCCUCAAACCAUAGGAAGGCGUUGUUUCGUUUGCUAGAUUAGAGUUAUUAGGCGUGGACAAAAGCUUACAUAUAGUUUGCCUUAAUAGCGGUUUGUCAUUGAGAGCUAUGCAGCUCCAGAAUUGCAUCUUGCCAGUUAGUGUACUAUCCAAGAAAUGUCUGAAUGUGGGCAGUGGCUACCCAUGCUCCGAUGGAUCUGAGCUGCAGGACCAUACUAUUAUAUCUGCUAGUGACAACCUGGAAAGAAGUUCACCUCUGAAAAAAAAUUCCAUGGGGAUGACGAAUCAGUCAGAGGCAGACAAUUUUUCCGACUCCAAGGACGCAUCAGGGGACGUCCAGAGAGGCAAACUCUCUCCUGAUCUCCACGGAGUCUCUGAAAUUCGUCAUAAUUUCGAUGGAUCUUCAGGAGAAAGGUAUAUCCUUUCUCAAUCUAACCAACCACAGUCAGUCGCAGCAACUCCAAGUGCUAUGUUCCCCUAUCCGAGUCAACAUGGACCAGCGCACCCGGCUUUUUCUAUUGGGAGUCCGAGUCGUUAUAUGGCCCACCAUCCAGUCAUCACUAAUGGAGCGUACAACAGUCUUCUGACCAACAGCUCCCCGCAAGGCUACCCAACCGCGGGUUACCCAUACGCGCAACAGUAUGGACACACUUAUCAAGGAGCGGCAUUCUACCAGUUUUCCUCCGCGCAAGCUGGGCUGGUGCCUGGAAAAGCGCAGGUAUAUCUGUGCAACAGGGCCCUGUGGCUGAAGUUCCACAGACAUCAAACAGAGAUGAUAAUCACUAAACAAGGACGACGGAUGUUCCCCUUUUUGAGUUUCAACAUUUCUGGUCUCGACCCGACGGCGCACUACAAUAUAUUUGUGGAUGUUAUUCUUGCUGAUCCAAAUCACUGGCGAUUCCAAGGUGGCAAGUGGGUACCAUGUGGCAAAGCGGAUACAAAUGUGACAGGAAACAGGGUGUAUAUGCACCCUGACUCUCCAAACACCGGGGCGCACUGGAUGCGCCAAGAAAUCUCAUUUGGAAAGCUGAAGUUAACGAACAAUAAAGGAGGUUCAAACAACACGGGACAGAUGGUAGUUCUACAAUCCCUUCACAAGUACCAACCCAGGCUCCAUGUAGUGGAAGUCAACGAAGAUGGAACCGAGGACUCCAGCCAACCUGGAAGAGUACAAACGUUCACUUUCCCAGAAACACAGUUUAUCGCAGUCACAGCAUACCAGAAUACAGACAUUACGCAGCUAAAAAUCGACCACAAUCCAUUUGCUAAAGGAUUUCGGGACAACUAUGACACUGUCUACACAGGUUGCGACAUUGACCGGUUAACGCCAUCACCGGGUGACUCGCCUCGCUCUCAGAUCAUGCCUGGUGCGAGAUAUGCCAUGGCUGGUUCUUUCCUACAGGACCAAUUUGUCAGCAGUUAUGCCAAAUCUCGCUUUCACCCUGGCGUAGGGACUGGUCCUGGCACGGACCGCAGCGUCCCACUUAGUAACAGCUUGCUAUCCCCGCAACAAACCGAAGAACCCACAGUUGCAUCCCCGCAGCGAUGGUUUGUCACCCCUGCCAAUAACCGACUGGACUUUGCCGCCUCGGCAUACGAUGCCGCCGCGGCUGCUGAUUUUGCGGGUAACGCGGCCACCCUGCUGUCAUAUGCAGCCGCUGGAGUAAAGGCCCUUCCUCUGCCCACUGCAGGGUGCUCAAGCAGACCUCUCGGUUACUAUGCCGACCCAUCCGGUUGGGGCACACGCACACCACCCCAGUACUGCAGUAAGUCUAGCCCUGUUCUAUCCUGCUGGCCCACAAAUUCUGUUGGCGGCAGAUCAGGCACCUCUAACUACCUGGUUGAUGACGCCGACACCAUCCCAACAGAAAGGUCACCCAUCGGAGGGUCCGAUGAGGCAAAACCAAAAGACUUAUCCGAAUCCAGCUGGAUAGAGACGCCGUCUUCAAUCAAGUCGAUUGAUUCAAGUGAUUCUGGUAUUUUUGAGCAAGCCAAACGGAGAAGAAUUUCACCGUCUGCCACACCGGUUUCGGAAACCCAGUUGAAAUCUGAGAUGUUGGGGCCAAGAGAGUGUGAGAAAAAUUGCGCCAAGGACAUUGGUUACUAUAGUUUCUAUCCACACAGUUAAACAUCCAUACAUCUGGGGGAAAAAAACGCAUGACCCAUGUGUUAUUUUUAGAUCCAUCUAUCUGUAGCCCAUAUCCAACUGAUAAUAUCCAACGGACAGGCCUAUCAGUUGCAAUGCACACCCUGUCUUGGGCCAACAUUGACGAACGAUUUAAAGAUGUUGCGUCGUAGUGCAUAGGCAUACUAGGCAAAUUUAGGCGAGAUUCUUCCAUUUAACAGUAUUAGUUUGCUAUCUGAUAGGCCUUAAUACAAUAGGCUAUUUAUUUAAUUUGAAGAUUUUUCACCAACAGCAAUUGUCUAUUGUAAUUAUGAAAAUAAUGUACAUAAUAUUUAACCCUUUAGUGAUACUGUGAAAUUAAUGUAAACUAUUGAAUUCAUUUGUAAUAUUUCUAAGUGUAGACAUACUCGUUGGUUGUGUUUUAAAACGCAUAUCGUAGGCCUAUACUAUAAACAAGUGAUCUCAUACAAUGUGUUAGAUAACAGAAAAAUAACUAUUGCGAGUCUAUGAUGGCUAUGUCGUUGUGUAACAUACUUUUACUGGUAGGAGCGAGAUCUGAGGAUAUGUAGCCUAAUUAUUUCGGAACUCAUUGUAGUAGGCUACACUUUGCCCAUCAUGUUCAAUCACAGUGUCAGUACAAAAUAUCCAGAUGUUAGACAUUUGAGGACGCGGCCAUUUUAUCUUACGCAAAAUAAGAUGGAAAUUCAUUAUAGGUGUGGUAAUAAACGUUUUAAAUGUUGAUAUAAUGUACUUUUUACUAGGCUACAUUAAUAAGGGGAAAAAACAAUGUUGUAAUUUUUACGUCUUUUUCGGACCUUCCAUUAUUUUUUACAGAUUGUGUACUAGUGUAUGUGGAAGCUUCUGUAUCUGCUGUAAUGUGCUUCAUUGCAAUAAAUUAUAGAAACGUUG